GUGCUCCAGUCAGGCUGCUGCAUGACCAGCUGGUCUGAGUUCAUCCCAGCUGGCCGCCGGAUGGCAUUCUUAUCUUGUUUAUCGCAGGUGUGGCCCGUGCACACCGCCCACCAAGGUCGAUUUUUGAAAUUCGGCUCCCACGCUAGCAAGAGUGGAGCCAACGGGGUGGCCGAUUUUCAUCCUCGACGUCUGACCUUGCCAAUCUCCAACCCUCCCCUCUGAACCUCACCCACGACCAACUCCAUAUCCACGCCUCGCCAGCACCACCGACGACCACCCCCUUUCCUCACGUCAAUCUCUCCCCAGGAAAUCCAUCAAACCAGUCAAAAUGGGUGGCGGUAUCUCUGUUCGCGAUGUUGAUUCGCACAAGUUCAUCAACGCCUACGCUGCGUUCCUGAAGCGUCAGGGCAAGCUGCCCAUCCCCGGUUGGGUUGACACGGUCAAGACCGGCCCCGCCAAGGAGAUGCCCCCCCAGGACAUCGACUGGUUCUACAUCCGCGCCGCCGCCGUCGCCCGCGCCGUCUACCUGCGCAAGACCAUCGGUGUCGGCCGCCUCCGCAAGAUCCACGGUACCGCCAAGAACCGUGGUGCCCGCCCCUCCAAGCACGUCAACGCCUCCGGCUCCGUCGACCGCAAGGUCCUGCAGUCCCUCGAGAAGAUCAACAUUGUCGAGAUCGACGAGGAGAAGGGCGGCCGCCGCAUCACCCAGGCCGGCCAGCGUGAUCUGGACCGCAUUGCUGCCCAGACCGUCGCCGCUGAGGACGAGGAGGAGGACGACGAGUAAACUGUCGGUCUGGAAACAUGACUGGCGGUGGCGUUGUCGGGUUUGGACUUUUUAACUAUGGAUUGCUUGGUCAUCGGCGUCAAAAAAAUGGAUCACAAUGGAAAUGAUUCAACGGAUUUUCGUCUCGGAUUUGGGGAAAUGAUACCACGUCAACAUGACCGACCCUUCCCGCCGCUUCUCCUUUGUUGCCGGUGAAAUGCUAUUGCAGAGACCAAAAUCCAAGUUCGCCUGUCAAACCCCAACAUGAUGUUUGCAAGCAGUGGCAAAUAAAUGUGAUCGGCUCUAUGCCCGUGUCUGAGGACCACAGUGUCUGUCUCCUUGAAACAACAUUGAAGUCCUGUUCGCAUGUCGAAUACAUGAUAGCCCAUGGCAGUACAUGGUGAGGAUGAGGAUGGAAGCGCAAGUAGGUAUGUCUUUGGGAUACCCCCUGCUGGGUUCCUUCAUCCAAACUUGUCUCACGAGCCAUGUAAAUGUGCGCCGUCACGAGAAGCCACCAGGCAGCCCCUCCUUUCCCCUGGCUGGAAUACUACCUAUAGGUAUAUCAUAUUAUAUAGCAUGAGCAACCUCA
This is a messenger RNA of Diaporthe batatas, 1352 nucleotides long. RefSeq lists its product as uncharacterized. Bases 329 to 784 code for a protein of 151 amino acids. Gene Ontology annotation, molecular function: RNA binding; structural constituent of ribosome. Lineage: Eukaryota; Fungi; Ascomycota; Sordariomycetes; Diaporthales; Diaporthaceae. Gene Ontology annotation, cellular component: cytosolic small ribosomal subunit; ribosome. The record is from RefSeq and is a predicted model, not a curated record. The transcript has 4 exons. Gene Ontology annotation, biological process: translation; ribosomal small subunit assembly.